GGGGAGGGCGCGGGGAGGCGGGGCCUGGGCCCAGCGGGCGCCGAGGCGCGGGCCCGGGCGGGGCUGCUGCGGGUCUGGGGGCCGCCGCGCCCCCUCCCGGCCCGCCGAGCCGCAGGCCCCUCCUCCGCCCGCCGCCCCCACGCCCGCCGGCGCCGCCCGACACCGAACCGCCGCUGCUUGCCCGCAGGAGCAGCCCGAGCCGGCGGGGGAGAGCCUCGGGCGCGGCCUCCCCGGCUCAGCACCGCGGACAGUACCGCGCGGCCCCGCAGCCCCCCGCGCCCCGGCCCGCAGCAGCACCGCGGACAGCACCGCGGACGGCCCCGCGCCCCGCCGCGCCGCGCUCCCGGAUCAUGGCCACCGAGGUGCACAAUCUGCAGGAGCUGCGGCGCAGUGCUUCCCUGGCCACCAAGGUCUUCAUCCAGAGAGACUACAGCGAUGGAACCAUCUGCCAGUUCCAGACCAAAUUCCCCCCUGAGCUGGACAGCCGGAUCGAGCGGCAGCUCUUUGAGGAGACAGUGAAGACCCUCAACAGCUUCUACUCGGAGGCGGAGAAGAUUGGGGGAAGCUCCUACCUGGAGGGCUGCCUGGCCUGUGCCACCGCCUACUUCAUCUUCCUCUGCAUGGAGACCCACUACGAGAAGGUGCUCAAGAAGAUCUCCCGCUAUAUCCAGGAGCAGAACGAGAAGAUCUUCGCCCCGCGUGGCCUCCUGCUCACCGACCCAGUGGAGCGUGGCAUGAGAAUCGAGAUCUCCAUCUACGAGGACCGGUGCAGCAGCGGCAGCUCCAGCAGCGGCAGCAGCAGCGGCAGCGGCCUGAGCAGCGGCGGGGGCGGCGGGGCCGGGGCGCGGUGACUGGCCGAGAGCCCCUGCGGGGAGGUGUACGGCCGCGCCGACGGCCUGGCAGACCUGCGGAGGCUGCGCUACCAGAGCACCCGCUUCUGAGUCACUCUGUACCCCGGCCUCCCGCUGCCCCUCGGCUGCCCCGGGAGGG
Molecule: messenger RNA, 990 nt
Organism: Sorex fumeus (smoky shrew)
Lineage: Eukaryota; Metazoa; Chordata; Mammalia; Eulipotyphla; Soricidae
Gene: GOLGA7B
Product: golgin A7 family member B
Exons: 5
Coding region: 351-851 (166 amino acids)
Biological process (GO): peptidyl-L-cysteine S-palmitoylation; protein targeting to membrane
Cellular component (GO): palmitoyltransferase complex
Source: RefSeq, a predicted model, not a curated record